Molecule: messenger RNA, 2357 nt
Organism: Pogona vitticeps (central bearded dragon)
Lineage: Eukaryota; Metazoa; Chordata; Lepidosauria; Squamata; Agamidae
Gene: DDX18
Product: DEAD-box helicase 18
Molecular function (GO): ATP binding; nucleic acid binding; RNA helicase activity
Source: RefSeq, a predicted model, not a curated record
GCCGCUUCCGGUUUCAUCUUCUCUUGCGCUGGUUUUUUCCUUCCGUCCGGCGUCCAGACACGUGUAGGUCGCGGUCGGUCUCCGCUGCUGUCGGGAUGGCGGCGAAUACGGGGAACCUCCCGAUGCGGCUGCUCCGCAAGAAGCUCCACAAACGCAACCUGAAGAUACGCCAGCGCAACUUGGCCCGGCAAGGGGCGGCCGCCGCCGAGAGCUCUGGGGCAGGGAGAGCCGGCGGCCUAACAGCAGAGGACAGUUCAGAAGAAGUAUCCAGUAUCCAAGAAGCAGUGGUGGAAGAACAGAAACCUAAGGGUGUGGAACAGCCAAACAUCAUACUUAAUGCAGAAGAAGCUGGAUGUACACAACCUGAGUUGAAGAAGAAGAAGAAGAAGAAAAGAAAAACUGUUAGCCAGACAGAAAAUGAAGCUAAAAGAGCAAAAAUUGAAGAAGAAUGUGCUCAGCUAGAAGAGCAGACCCUAAAUGGGGAACCUGAGAAAGAAAAUGAUGACAGUUCGGAUGAGAAAGAAGCGGAAGAUGCUGAUGGACCUGCCUUACCCCUUGGACUAACAGGUGCUUUUGAGGAUACAUCUUUUGCUUCUCUGAGUGACCUUGUCAGUGAGAACACAUUGAAAGGAAUAGCUGACAUGGGUUUCACACACAUGACAGAAAUCCAGCAUAAGAGUAUUAAACCACUCCUCGAAGGCAGAGAUAUUCUAGCAGCUGCAAAGACUGGCAGUGGCAAAACCCUUGCGUUUCUUAUUCCAGCAAUAGAACUCAUCUACAAGUUAAAAUUUAUGCCCAGGAAUGGAACUGGUGUUCUCAUCCUUUCACCUACUCGAGAGCUUGCCAUGCAGACCUAUGGUGUUCUCAAAGAACUGAUGACUCAUCAUGUCCACACCUAUGGCUUAGUCAUGGGCGGCAGUAAUAGAUCAGCUGAGGCACAGAAGCUUGCAAAUGGGAUAAACAUAAUUGUGGCAACUCCAGGCAGACUUUUGGACCACAUGCAGAAUACUCCAGGGUUUAUGUAUAAGAAUCUGCAAUGUCUGGUGAUUGAUGAGGCCGACAGAAUUUUAGAAGUUGGGUUUGAGGAAGAAAUGAAACAAAUCAUAAAACUUCUGCCAAAACGUAGACAAACUAUGCUUUUCUCUGCUACACAAACCCGUAAAGUUGAAGACUUGGCAAAGAUAUCUCUUAAAAAAGAACCAUUGUAUGUUGGGGUUGAUGACAAUAAAGAGACAGCAACUGUGGAGGGACUUGAACAGGGUUAUGUAGUGUGUCCUUCAGAAAAGAGAUUUCUUCUGCUGUUCACUUUCCUCAAGAAGAAUCGGAAGAAGAAGCUGAUGGUAUUUUUCUCUUCGUGUAUGUCUGUGAAGUACCACUAUGAACUCCUGAACUAUAUUGAUCUGCCAGUCCUGGCCAUUCAUGGCAAGCAGAAACAGACCAAACGCACAACUACAUUUUUUCAGUUCUGUAAUGCAGAUUCUGGAAUACUCUUGUGCACAGAUGUAGCAGCUCGGGGACUGGACAUUCCUGAAGUUGACUGGAUAGUUCAAUAUGACCCACCAGAUGAUCCAAAGGAAUACAUUCAUCGUGUUGGAAGAACUGCCCGAGGUAUAAAUGGAAGAGGGCAUGCUCUGCUUAUUUUACGACCAGAAGAGUUGGGUUUCCUGCGUUACCUAAAACAGGCUCGGGUACCACUAAAUGAAUUUGAAUUUUCUUGGGCCAAGAUUUCUGAUAUCCAGUCACAGCUGGAGAAAUUGAUUGAGAAAAACUACUUUCUUCACAAAUCAGCCCAGGAAGCAUACAAAGCAUAUAUAAGAGCCUAUGAUUCCCAUUCUCUGAAGGAGAUCUACAGUGUCAAUAACUUGGAUCUGCUCAAAGUUGCUCUGUCAUUUGGCUUCAAGGUCCCACCUUUUGUUGAUCUCAAUGUAAACAGCAGCCAUGGGAAGAGACUGCAGAAAAGAGGUGGCGGGGGAGGAUUUGGCUACCAGAAGGCAAAGAAUGUUCAGAAGUCCAAAAUUUUCAAGCACAUUAACAAGAAAAAGUCAGAUAGCAGACAGUUUUCCCGCUGAAAUGCUUGCUUGUUUAUUGAAAGGGCUCUUGAGAGACCACCACAUCAUCUUUCUCCUGAAGUGUAGAAGAAAUUGCAUUCAGCAUAGAAUUGUGUGUAGCAUUUAAGGAGUGUCCUUUAAGGCAACAUUCUGGGACAAAGUCCAAUUCACUGGGAGCCCAUUGCCUGGACAUGGAAAAUUCCUAUGAGUCUUUUCCAGCUUCUGUUUACCUGGCCAUGUACCUGAGCUGUGGAUUAGGCCUUGGCUUCCCCGCAGGGAUUAUAGCAAUAAAACUGGUUUUGUCACACA